Molecule: messenger RNA, 1587 nt
Organism: Lichtheimia ornata
Lineage: Eukaryota; Fungi; Mucoromycota; Mucoromycetes; Mucorales; Lichtheimiaceae
Product: integrator complex subunit 11
Exons: 3
Coding region: 1-1587 (528 amino acids)
Biological process (GO): snRNA processing
Cellular component (GO): nucleus
Source: RefSeq, a predicted model, not a curated record
AUGACGAUCGAAAUUGUACCCCUUGGUGCAGGCCAAGAUGUGGGUCGCAGCUGUGUGUUGGUGACAUUGAAUGGCAAGAAUAUCAUGUUUGACUGUGGCAUGCAUAUGGGAUACAAUGACGCACGACGAUUCCCUGACUUCAGCUAUAUAUCCAAGACGGGACGAUUUACCGAGAUCAUUGAUGCCGUCGUUAUCAGCCAUUUUCAUUUGGAUCAUUGUGGGGCGCUACCCUACUUUACUGAAAUGUGUGGAUACGAUGGACCCAUCUACAUGACGCAUCCAACCAAAGCCAUUUGUCCUAUUUUAUUGGAGGAUUAUCGCAAGAUUACGGUGGAGCGCAAAGGAGAGACGAAUUUCUUUACAUCGGAUAUGAUCAAAGCAUGCAUGAAGAAAGUGAUUCCUAUCAAUUUGCACCAAACGAUUCAUGUGGAUGACGAAUUGGAGAUCAAGGCGUAUUAUGCAGGCCAUGUGCUUGGUGCUGCCAUGAUUUAUGCGCGUGUGGGAAAUGAAUCGGUUGUCUACACGGGCGACUACAACAUGACACCCGAUCGCCAUUUAGGCUCAGCAUGGAUCGACAAGCUACGCCCUGAUGUAUUGAUCACUGAAAGCACUUAUGGCACCACUAUCCGCGACUCGAAACGAUCCCGUGAACGCGACUUUUUGAAAAAGGUGUACGAUUGUGUCUCGAAAGGCGGCAAUGUCUUGAUUCCAGUAUUUGCGUUGGGACGUGCUCAGGAACUUUGCAUCUUGAUUGAAUCGUAUUGGGAACGCAUGGAUCUUAAGGUGCCUGUUUAUUUCUCGGCAGGCUUGACACAACGUGCCAACCAUUACUAUGAGCUUUUUAUCAAUUGGACCAACCAAAAAGUGAAAUCGACCUUUGUGGAUCACAACAUGUUUCAUUUCAAGCAUCUCAAACCAUGGGAUAAGGCGUAUCUUGAUCAUCCAGGGCCUAUGGUGGUGUUUGCAAGUCCUGGCAUGCUGAAUCUUGGAUCAUCCCUUGAAAUCUUCAAAAAGUGGGCGCCGGAUCCCAAAAACAUGGUCAUCUUGCCUGGUUAUUGUGCUGCUGGUACCGUGGGUCACAAGGUGUUACAAGGCGAAAAAGUGAUCGGCAUUGACAAGUUCAAUGAAAUCCGCGUCAAUCUUCAAGUACGCAACUUGUCAUUCAGUGCACACGCUGAUGCAAAAGGUAUCAUGCAAUUGAUCCGGCAUUGCGAGCCCAGGCAUGUGGUAUUGGUACACGGCGAAAAAUCGAGCAUGGAAUUCCUCAGUGCCAAAAUUGACAAGGAGCUCAAUAUACCCUGUCAUUUCCCUGAAAACGGUACGACCAUCGCCAUUGAAACAACACGUGCUAUCGAAGCAAGAAUCAGCACUGAGCUACUCAAGUCAUGUCUCCAACAACAAGCAGAGGAAAAGAAGAAAUACAAUAAUCAAGUAAAGAACGACGGCGAAGCCAUGGGUCCCAAUCGUGGAUUUCCGGUGCGUGGUGUUCUCGUCUUUAAGCAGAGUGAUGAAGCUGGCAACAUGUACAAGAGACCUCAGGUGGAUCUCAUGUCCGAAGACAAGUUCAAGCAAGAGUACAAACAGUGA